AUGCCCGUUGUUGCCGCCCCCCCUCAUGGAGGAGGCCCUUCCACCUUUGACAAGAUGAAAAUGGGCGCGAUGAUGGGAAGCACUGUUGGCGGUAUCAUGGGUUUUAUUAUCGGAACUGUGACCAUCUUCCAGUACGGCGCUGGUCCCAACGGCGUGAUGCGAACCCUUGGGAAAUACAUGCUCGGAUCGGGUGCGACUUUCGGUCUCUUCAUGUCGAUCGGCAGUGUGAUCCGUACCGAAGGACCUUAUAACGACGCCUGGCUGCGCGCUCGCGGGCCCCCGAUGAUGCUCCCCCGACAGACCCCGCUGCGAUCUACACGCCCAUAG
This is a messenger RNA of Penicilliopsis zonata CBS 506.65, 327 nucleotides long. RefSeq lists its product as hypothetical. The coding region runs from base 1 to 327 and encodes 108 amino acids. NCBI's taxonomy places the organism in Eukaryota, Fungi, Ascomycota, Eurotiomycetes, Eurotiales, Aspergillaceae. The transcript has 5 exons. Gene Ontology annotation, biological process: protein insertion into mitochondrial inner membrane; protein import into mitochondrial matrix. The record is from RefSeq and is a predicted model, not a curated record. Gene Ontology annotation, cellular component: TIM23 mitochondrial import inner membrane translocase complex.